GUGAACAUCCGUCGUGAGAAGGUGACCUGUGUAGAAGCAAGACUUUCCUUAAGUUUAGAACGUGUGGCUAUAUCUCGACUGUGUGGUUGUGAAUUUCCAAAGUGAAAGAAUCAACCUGAGGGGAGAGCUAAUUUCCCGUAACGUUGAAACAAUGUGAUCAACAUUUACUGCAAAUUAAGCGUCGGCCAUGACGUUACGACCUGGUUCAUUAUCGUUGUCGAGGGCGUUCUCUCGACUACUACCAUGGAUGGUUUAGUAGUUUCGAGUAAAAGGUGAUUUCUCUCUCUUCUGCUUUCUGGUUCGCUCACUAAGCGUACAUCUGCCGGUGUAUGUUGUUUGUGUGUAUAUGAUUGCAAGCCAAAAGAGUGUGUGUGUGUGUAUGUGUGUGUGCGCGCGUGUGGACCCGAAACCAGCGGUUGCCUACCCAAGAGUCGGAGCCAUUCUCUUCUCUCCAUACGGCUUCUUCUUUCAACGCACUUGAGACUGCCAUUAUACGACGAAGUUGUUGUUUUUCCCUUUUGAAAUUCACAAGCCUUUGAUUCGAGUGUACGUGUUCGAUUUGUGGUCAUACUGGUCUGCAAUCUGCGUUUAUACGGAUUUGCCAGAUCGUAGGAUAUAGUAAACGAUUGAUUUAACUUUGUUGUCGAAAGAUCGUCUCGAAAAGAACGAAAAAACGAGGAGGGGGAAGGGGGAGGGAAACUCUCAAGGUCGUUUGGAUAUGAUGUCGUCGCCGUCUCUGACUGCCACGGGAGGCGCUUCGGUCGCAGCCUCUGCACCAUCGGUCGCGGCCUAUCCCAGUCCUCACCUGAAGCAAGUUCUUCGUUCAUACCAAUCGGCCGCCUCUAGCUCACUAUCGGGACCCAAUGGAAUCCUGACCGGGCCGGAACAUACCGAUGCCAGUUCAGGCCUGGUUUAUUAUGCAUACCCCAGUCUACCUCUGCCUGUAGUGGGUACGUCAGCCAAAUCGUCCUUGGUCGAUGUCACGUGCAGUGGACCCAAAAUUCGAAUCAAGAGCGAGCCCAUUGACGAAAAGUUAUCAGCCGUCGAGACGUCUAUCGGCUGGCCAGCACGCGGCCCACAAACAGAGUACGACGAGUUCAAAGUGCUGAAACUAAAACGGCCGGCCUAUUACGCCACCGUCAAGGACAAGGGUGCCGUUGAUUUGUCUUCGGGCCGCGAUCCAGUCGCUGCCGCUGCUUCAGUCCAAACCGCAACCAAACCGCUGCUAUCGCCGUCACCGCCACAGCAGCAGCAGCAGCCGACCACAACAGCAGCAACACUACCACAGCCAGUACCGCAGCAGCUACUGCCAUCGUUCCCUAUUUUGAGCGCAGCGGAUCGAGGCUGGAGUCACGCUGAACGAAAUGAGACGCAGCUGGAGGGCCAAGCGAUCGCUUGUUUCAAUGUUGGUGGUGAGCCGCGCCUAUGCCUGCCCCAGAUCCUCAAUUCGGUUCUUCAACAGUUUUACGUCAUGCAAAUCCAUGCUGCUUGCGAUGAAUUGCAGAUCAAUUACUCUUCGUGCACGGCCGAACAGCUGGACAGCCUCAAGGCAUCUCCAGCCAUUUUGCCACGAUCAGCCGCCAGCUGCGGACUCAUUACGAAAACCGACGCCCAGAGGCUAUGCAGCGCCUUGCUGCGUCGCGGAAUAAACGAAACAGGCGCCGGAACCGCUCUCGAACCGCAACGUCAACAACAGCAGUCGGCUUCUUCGUCUCAUCCUUCGAGGCCUUGUGACGUAUCUGCCAAGGAUACUAUCGUCAAAACAGAGCCGGAAACUCGUGAGGAACAAGAUGGUGGUAGUUCCCGGUGUAGUACUACGGGCAGUAGUAGUAACAAUAACAACAACAACAAAGGCCGUAGCGGUUGGUUCCGCGUUUAUCACCAAUGUUUCGGCAAGUGCGAAGGUCUGUGCAAACCGGAACUGUACACGUCACCCAACGCGGUGUGCAUCGAUUGCGCCGACUGCAAUUUGACUCUGAGUCCCGCCGAUUUUGUAAGUCACGCCCAUCGUUCAGUGGAAAAUCGUACAUGCCAUUGGGGUUUCGAUUCGACCAACUGGCGGGCCUACCUCCUCCUAGCCCGUCGUCAACAACAGCCGCAGCCAUCCAACGAUGUCCUGCUCCAUCAGCUGGAAGAGUUCAAGAAUCGAUUCUUUUCUUCAUCGACUCCAGCAAAGACCGUUAAGAGGAAACUUCAGACGGCGGAGGAGCCCAUCAAAAUGAGUAAAGUCUAUUUGGCGGCAACAACGACAGCAGCAGACAUAAUGGUUGAGAACCAGCACCCUCCGAAGAGGUACAAAGAACAUGGCGGUCGCCAAUCGCCGUCUGCCGCCACGCCCUACGAUCCGGCCGGGUACCAUCACCACCACCACCAACUGUAUAACGCAGUUAUCUACAACAACAACAGUAGCGGUGCUGGUGGCAGUAGUGCCUAUGGAUUACGCGAGUCUCCUCCUCCUCUACAAGAAACGUCGUCGCGAAUCCCGCACGACAAGGCUGGUCAGCCCAAUGUGGCUCUACUAGCUCCGCCCCGUCUGCAUUUCAACUGUGCUCCACCUCACGCCUACGCCGAUCCAUUGCCGUCGGUCGGCAACCCCGAGAUUGAACUGAGCAGCACCGACACAGAAGACUCUGAAUCGAUACCGUCUCACAACGGAGAUGAGAAGCAAGUGUGGGAGCUACCAGCUAAUCUGGCUCAAGAAGUCAGCUCAGUUGAGGAGCUUCUCACAAAGGGAGGAUGUGAUUCGGCCAACAGCCGGUUAGUACUUCAGGCAUUUCGCCGUUUGUGCUUCCGUCUGAAUUGGGCCCAAGAACAGAAGCAGCAAUAUCCAACCAAUGGUGUCCUCAAGUUGAGGACUGAUUUGACGGAAUGCGAUGAUAGCAGCACCAAGUACAAAUCUACUUAGGUUUUUUUUGUGUCGAUUUUUUUUUUCCAACGUGUGUGUGUUUGAGCGUGAAAAAAUAAUUCUCCCACGCCGAUGUUCUAGCGAGUCGAGUGGUGGGGGAACGAGGGAAAGAGAAUGGAAUGCCAUCAAGAUGAGCUGUGCGGAAGCCCCACAUAAAACCGUGCCAAUCUCUUUAGAAGAAAAAAAAAGAGGAGACAAGGACUAUGUACAAUAUCAUAAAACACACGCAAGUCCCCCCUUCUCCAUCCCUCUCCUUUUCGUACACACACACACACACAUUCGGGUCGUGAUUGUGUUUAAGCGCGCGUGAGCGUUCUCUUGGGGUUAGUGAUCCCGGCCUGUAAAUCUCUUCCUUAUCGUAAGUCUUCUUUCUCUCUUUUCGCCAUCUCUUUUUCUCUUUUUGUUAUUUUUAUUUUGAAAAAAAUACGAAAGAAGAGGUGGAUGAAAAAAAAAAAAGACUUUAGAUGAAAUUGUCUGAUGACAGUAGUUUACCAUGAAUGGGUAGUGAUUCUUCUACAUAGAUAUAUCUUAACUCCUUACCUAUCUACUAAAAACCUUUGCAAUUUAUAUAUUAUAUAUAUAUAUACAUAUAUGAUAUCUACUGUAUAUAUAUAAAGAAGUUGAAGAAGUUAGGGUAGCUAUUGUAAAAAAAAGAAAGAAAUAAGGAUGAUGAUGCUCUAUUUUCCCCUUUUCUUGAGGCGAAAAAAAUGGAGGGUGAUAAGUAUGUGUGUGUGUCAGCUCAAUUCGGCUACGACCUGAUUGUAUAAUUUAUAGUAAUCAUUGUGAUGGAAUUGAGCUGAGCCAAUGUUGGCUCCACGUCCUCCACAAUUAUGGUGUUUGCGAACAUCGUCAACAUCCGACUGGAUUUUGAAAAAAAAAAAAAAAAAAAGUUCAAAGAAAUAUAUUUUCUCCUUUUAAUUGACUCCCCCCCCCCCUCCCAAAAAAAAUUAUUGUCUCUUAUCUCCCCAUACAUUUCCCUCCCUCCAUCUUACAUUACGUAGUUUACUUAACCUAGUUUAAAAUGUUCGUAAGAGCCGCGGACACGUUAACCACCUCCCUGCCCUCUCUCCCGACGUUGUGUGCCCAUUUGAACAACAACAUGAAAAAAGUAGCGUGCACUAAAUGUUUGUGUCAAGUCUGUUUCACUGCCAAGGGAUCGACUGCCACAUCUAAGCGCGUUUUUUGUUUCGGCACCACCACUGAUAAUGGUCCGAUAUAAUUAUAUAUCUAAACACAUAUAUUUACAUGUUUGUUUUGUUUUGUUUUGUUUUUUUUAUAUUCUGAAAUGAUUAUCGUUAAGAAAAAGUAAGAAGAAAAAGGGGGGAAUUAAUGGGAAUUGGGUGUUUGGGUGGAAGCUUUUUCGAUGAAAAGAAUAGGAGAAAAGAGAGAAAAAAGUACAAAAUUUAUUACUAUGUCGGAUGUGUUCACUGGCAACUCAGUUGAUAUGAAAAAUCAUCGAUUCUUUUUAUUGUUGUUAAAAUUUUUCCCUCCCUUUUUACGAAUGAAAAAGAAGUAGGAAGAAAUUGGAAGCGGAAAUCCAACAGCCCAGAGAUAGUUUCGUGCGCUUACAUCUUCUCUUGCGCGCGUGCUUCUACCGGUGUUAUGUAAAAUUGUAACAUAAAAGUUUUCGUUUGUUCAAGCUAAUCCCCCUACUUCUCCCGACUUUUUAUUUUUAUUAUUGAUAUACUUGACAAUUAAAAAAAAAAAAAAAGAAGUAAUCGUCGAUAUUACUAUUAAAGAAUGAAACACAAAAAGAGGACGAGAUUAACUCAUUUCUUUAUUAUUAUUUUUUUUUUUUUGAAUUCUCUCAUGGCUAUAAUGCAUUUAUGAUGUUUCCGCUUCAAAAUCCAUUUUUUUUUCUUCUUGCUAUUAUUGAAAUGCAUUUUGUCUUGUUUGUUUUUUUCAUGCUCGAUACAAACUUGUGAUUUUUUUUUCUCGCUUCGAUAAACUAUUGAAGAGAGACGAAAAAAAAAAUGAAUAGACUUGAAAUUGGAAAGCA
Daphnia magna is the source of this 4904-nucleotide messenger RNA. It is a transcript of the gene Snoo, whose product is annotated as ski oncogene. Gene Ontology annotation, molecular function: DNA-binding transcription factor activity, RNA polymerase II-specific; SMAD binding; RNA polymerase II cis-regulatory region sequence-specific DNA binding. NCBI's taxonomy places the organism in Eukaryota, Metazoa, Arthropoda, Branchiopoda, Diplostraca, Daphniidae. Gene Ontology annotation, biological process: negative regulation of BMP signaling pathway. The transcript is spliced from 5 exons. Bases 719 to 2905 code for a protein of 728 amino acids. Gene Ontology annotation, cellular component: nucleus. The record is from RefSeq and is a predicted model, not a curated record.